Molecule: messenger RNA, 1949 nt
Organism: Mercenaria mercenaria
Lineage: Eukaryota; Metazoa; Mollusca; Bivalvia; Venerida; Veneridae
Product: IQ domain-containing protein K-like
Exons: 7
Coding region: 371-1021 (216 amino acids)
Molecular function (GO): protein binding
Source: RefSeq, a predicted model, not a curated record
UGUCUGAGUAACAUCUCAUUCAAAGAACUUUCUGUUAUUUCUUAAUACCAAAAUAUUAUCAGUUUGGGCGUUUAACAGUUGAUGGAUCUACAUUAAAAUUUGGAUUUAAAAAAUUAUCUUUAAAGAGAGGAUUUAUAAUCAAAUUCAUUUUGGAUUGCAUGAGAAAUUUUGAAUUAAUACUGAUUGGAUUUAUAUUUGACCAGGACAGGAUUUGGACUAUUCUUGCAUAUUAAAAUUGGACUUUAUGGCUAGUAAAUAUUCUUAAGAAUUUUCUGGUUUCAAACAAUAUCGUGAAGAUGAUGAAGUUUCAGUUGCCACAGACUACCAGGACUAUGAUCCUGCCAAACAUAACCCUGUAUUUUAUGGCAGGAUGCACAGUCGUGUACCAGUAGAUUGCGACCCAAGAGAGGAUGUUGACCCAGCUGUUAUUCACCCCUCAGUGAUUGGGUAUUCAUUUACAGAAAAACCUCCAAAAACACCUCCACCUCCCCCUCCACCAGUUCCAUCUAAAGAGGAGUGUUCGCCGAGAGAAUAUCUGCAGCAUUAUGUUUUUCCCGUGCUAGUGCCUGCUAUGGAAGAAAUGUUAAAACAAGCUAAAACAGAAAAAUGUUUUGAGAGGAAAAGAACGAAGUUUAAUGCUUUAGAUUAUGUAACUGCAUUCCUUUAUAACCACAACCCUAAUAAGUUAGAGAGAACUAAAACAGAAUUAGAAGAUAUACCUUUUGUACAAGAAUGGCUCAAAGAUCACCCACGUCCACCACUACCAUUGUCUUUGAUCUGGACGGAGGAGGAGGCUGCACUCAUAAUACAAUCUUUCUGGAGAGGAUAUCUGGUACGUCGUGAACCAGAGGUACAGGAGUUGCGACAGUGGCAGGCAGAGUGGAGAGAGGAACUGGGUGGGAUAAAACGGCGUGUCAGUGACUUUUGGGAGAAAAAGAUGCCCGAAUCUCCGAAAGCCUCACAGGAUAAUCUAAAUACAGACAAUAAAACUGAGGAAGUUGAGCCAGCCAAGUCCUCAUAAACUUACUGAUAUAAACGCAUUUCACUGUCUGUCAAAAAUCUAUCUAAAUUUGAACAAGUGUUAAUUAUAUAUUAACUUUUCUUGUUAUAUUGUUACAUUUGUGAGUUUUGGACAAGAAUGUUGAUGUUUUAUAUUUAUUUUAAUUACUAUUACAUCCAUCAUUUCCUCGAUAUGGUUUUACGUUGUCUUCUUUUUAAAUGUAAGACAAUACUACUGGUUUUAUGCAUCAUUUUAAAAGGACCCUGAAAAACGAUUUUUCCUCUAAAUUUUAGCCAUUUAGACAUAAAAAAUUUUAAAACUUAAACAUUGAAAUUUGAUUUCAUUUAUAGCUGGAUUUUUAGAAAACUUUCAGGAUAUCUUAGUUAACAUAAUAGUAACAUUUCUGUGCAAAACAUUGUAAAAUUUUUAAUUUUUUUUUUCAAAAGUGUGAUUAUGACUCAUUUUGCAGUGGGGGAAAAGUGACAUUAUUGAAGAAACUUUAGAAAUUUAAAAAGAUGCUGCUACCACUGUUGGAGACAUUUAGAAUGGUGUACAUGUAGAGUUUCUAACUGAAUCUUGCAAAGUAAAGUCGCAAUUCACAAAAAAAAAACCCUGCUAUGGAUAAGGUGGAUCUAACAGUAACAUAUCCAAACACUGUGAUACAAAACAUGAUUUUAUUGUAAUUUAUUUUCAUUUUGUCUAAUUACAUAAGAGAUGUAUUUGUAAAUUGUAAAUUAAAUGAUUUACUACACACACAAUUCACAAAUCUAAAUACUGUGAAGUGGAAUUUGAUAACAGUUUGAUAUACAGCAAGUAUUCUCAAUUGUUAUUUGAAUAUAGACAUGUUUUAUGUUGUUCUUCACAAUGGAAGUAUUGUCAAUGAAAAUAUUUGAAAAGUCUAAGAAUACUUUUGUUCUUGAUAGCUUAGUAAAUAUUUGUUAGCUAACAA